Messenger RNA from Pseudomassariella vexata, 1821 nucleotides. RefSeq lists its product as uncharacterized. The annotation marks the transcript as partial. The record is from RefSeq and is a predicted model, not a curated record. The transcript is spliced from 3 exons. NCBI's taxonomy places the organism in Eukaryota, Fungi, Ascomycota, Sordariomycetes, Amphisphaeriales, Pseudomassariaceae.
CCGUACCUGUAUGAUGCCGAUGGACGAGACAACCGCUCUCCGACGAAAGAAUUCGACCCCAAAGCUGUGACGAGAGCCUCGUGGGAAUCGAAACCUAAGCCGAAGCCCAAGCAGGACAGACCGCUUGUGGCCUUCAAUCGUCAUCCUGACGCACAUGAUGUGCUCACGGGUAGAACCACCAAUUUUCGACCCAUGAGCAGCACGAAGAAGUGGUGGAUCAAGUGCAUGAGGAAAGUGCAGAUGCCCUUUCGCGUGUUGGAACUUGCGGGCGGUCUGGGCUUGCUCGUUCUCAUGAUCCUGAUCUCCAACGUCGAUGCUCUUACAGCAUGGGUCUUGAGAAUCACUGGCGGCGUCGUGGCCAUUAGCAGUGUCUACGCCCUCUAUCAUCUUCACAGACCGGCAGGAGCCAGAACGCCCGCUUCGUCUGCAGCCUAUCACCUCUUUUCUGGCUUCACCGACCUGGCUGUUCUGCCUCUGUACUCAUUUGGUGUGCUCGCCGUGGUCAACCAUGGCAAGGAUUGGAUGACUCUGUUGGCCAACCAGUCCAUCACCAGCGUUCUCGUUCCAGCGGUUUAUUACCUGCUUAUCAGCGCUGGCGGUUGCCAUUUCAUCUCCCUAUGCAUCUCUGGCUGGCUGGCUCUGAUGUUCCAUAGAAUAGCCAACAUGCCUCCCGACAUGAAUCCGCUGGAGGACAAUCUCACGGCCCGUCACAAGCGCAACAAGUCCUCCGUUUCCACGAGCUACACGUCCGCUUCCGAAAAGCGUCUCUCAACUCCCCUUGAGGAUCGCCGUCGUUCUGGUGCUCCGUACGAAACCCUGUCGCGCCCACCCAGCAUUCCCUUCAUGCAUACCCGCACUGGAUCCAGAGACUCGAUGGCCUCUUCGAAGCGAGAUUCGCGGGCGGAUCUGCCCAGCUUCCAGCGCCAGAUCGAACCCGGAAACUCACCUCGCAACAGUAUCACCUCCGCAGCUGAGCUCAAGCGCCUGUCCAAGCCCCCUCGCUAUGCUAGCCCCCGAGGCAGCUAUGUCGAGGUCCCGAUCCACGAGACGGGUCAGCAGUCCCCACGUCCCAGCAGCAUAUCAACCGCACCGCCCGUUACGUCACCGACUCGUGCCGCCAGGUUCACUGAGGCUUGGUACGCAUCCGAAUCGCUCAUCAGCCGCACCCAGCAACGCGCACGAGCCCAGAUGGCAGCCGACAAGACCUCGGUAUCCACGUCCCCCUCCAAGCCUCGCGCUUACGAGGCAAUUACUCAGCAAUACGACCGGGACUCGGACGGCGACUCAGACCAGGAGAAUAACAUGAUGCGGCCCGACCCCGCCGAUAUCUCGGACCUGGAGGACGACGGCGCCUUCGGCAUCGGCAACAUGCACCCCAACCCCCUGCGCUCCAACCGGACGGCCGUGUCCUCGGUCUUACCACGCGCCCGAACCCCCCACCGCCCGCACCGCGACUCGACCCUGUCAGAAAUCAACCUCAACUCGCGCGCACCCAGCGGAAGCCAGGACGUCGCCGACCUGAACCAGAACAGCAACCUGGCCUCUCCCACGAGCAUCAACGGCAACAGCUGGCAAGGGAGAAAUAGGGAUUCUUCCAUCCAGCCCGAGGAUAGCUUCUACGCGAAGCCCUACGGUGAUCUCAGGGCUGCUACGCCGCCCCUCAUCGUCGGCACCGCCACCGGACGCCAGGUCUCGUCGGGCAAUGACUAUGAUUUGGGGACUGGCGGUAGUGGCUACGGCAAGUACCGCCGGAAUGUGAGCGGGAAGAUUGCUGAGGAGGGGAGGGCGGGGAGGAGAUAUUCGCGGUACAGUGUGCUUAAU